GGGGAGGCAAGUGCUUCCCUCUGUCCGAACAUGCCUCGGGCGGCUGAGCACACCAGAUUUCUCGGAUGCUCUUCCAAAGCAUCAGUGUUACUUUGCUUUGGAUGGAGAUCAAACCCUCACUAACAGCAAUAACAAAAAAAAAAAAAAAAAAAAAAAAAAAAGAAGGAAAUUUGGAUAGAGGCAGGAAGGGAUCUCCCUAAUGACAUGCUCACUCUUUGGCACAUCUCUUCCCGGCGCUCCUCAUCCGUGACUAAAGGUCUCCAGCUCCGCGUGGAAGGACAGUCCGACGUGGGCUCUCUCAUGCCUUGUCUCGCUCUUCUUCCCUCCUAAAACCUCAUUCUGAAGGAUGGCAGCUGCCUCGUUCCGCUAUGGCCUGACCAUCACCGGGGCUGUGCUGCUGGUGACGGGGACGCUGUGCUUUGCCUGGUGGAGUGACGGGGAGGUCGGCUCAUCGGGAGGCAGCAGCGGGACUCGCCUCCUGCCUCCCCGGGAAGCCGAGGCAGUUCCCAGCUCCUCCUCCUCCAGCGCCCUGCUCCGCUCCGUCAGCUUCUUCUGCUGCGGUAUCGGUGGCAUCCUCCUCCUCUUCGGCCUCCUCUGGUCCGUGAAAGCCAACACCAGGGUGGUCUCCCGCCGCUACCAGUACCAUUUCCCCAGGGACCUGCAGUACUUCACCGCGGAGCCUCUGGAGAAGUGGAACUGCAGCAACUGGGAUGCCAGUGCCAUCCCCACCUAUGAAGAAGCCCUGACCUGCAGACCCGCCCAUGGUGCCCUGGCCUAUGUCCAGCCCCCGGGGAGGAAGGAGGAGCUCACACCACCCCUGUACCGCUACCUGGAGGAGGAUGAGAGCUGGCAGGGCGGCCGCCGGCGCAGCUCCUCUGACAGCGCCUUGUUCCGCCCCAGCCCAUCCUGGCUGGAGACCCUUCACCCCGAGGAGCCGCAGGCAACACCUCCCCCCAGCUAUGAAAACAUCAGUGUCCGAGGGGUCUGAGCUGGGGUCAGCACGGGCCGUGACUCUAUGGGUGGCUGCCCAGUCCCUCAGUUUUAAACUGAGCCCCUUCCUUUGUGGGGAGGAGAGGAGGGUGGGCAAGGAGGGGAAAGGGUCAACCGGUGCUUUCUGAGCUAUCAGUCCAGGGCUGUUGGGAUUGUGAGUCCUGUGGGUGAUGAGUUCGAAGCAUUGGGAGUAACUGGCAUGUUUGAAAGCCUUUGUAUUUUUAAUAAAACCACUGUUGGUUGCA
Myiozetetes cayanensis is the source of this 1235-nucleotide messenger RNA. RefSeq names its product transmembrane protein 61 (gene TMEM61). The coding region runs from base 347 to 988 and encodes 213 amino acids. The transcript has 3 exons. The record is from RefSeq and is a predicted model, not a curated record. Lineage: Eukaryota; Metazoa; Chordata; Aves; Passeriformes; Tyrannidae.